This is a messenger RNA of Mustela lutreola (European mink), 795 nucleotides long. It is a transcript of the gene RAB5IF, whose product is annotated as RAB5 interacting factor. The record is from RefSeq and is a predicted model, not a curated record. Lineage: Eukaryota; Metazoa; Chordata; Mammalia; Carnivora; Mustelidae. The transcript has 4 exons. Gene Ontology annotation, biological process: mitochondrial respirasome assembly. Bases 252 to 641 code for a protein of 129 amino acids.
UCGUCGGCGGGAGGACGUGCGGCGCUGCGUUGCUCCUCCCUCCGCAGCUCCAGGUCUCGGCGGAGCCAGGGAGCUGAGCCGGCGUUUUGGCCGAGUGAAAGCAGCCGCAGCACGCCACGGAGCCUGACUAGUGAUUCUGUCGCUAUCGCUGUCGCCGCCGCCUUGCGCGCCGUGAUUCGCGACCCCAGAGUCCGACUCCUUUUGGCCUGACCCGCGCGCCCCUCGCCCGGCCCGGGCGGCGCGACGGGAGGAUGAGCGGCGGGCGGCGAAAGGAGGAGCCGCCUCAGCCGCAGCUGGCCAACGGGGCCCUCAAAGUCUCUGUCUGGAGCAAGGUGCUGCGGAGCGACGCGGCCUGGGAGGACAAGGAUGAGUUUUUAGAUGUGAUCUACUGGUUCCGACAGAUCAUUGCUGUGGUCCUAGGUGUUAUUUGGGGAGUGUUACCGUUGCGAGGUUUCUUGGGAAUAGCUGGAUUCUGCCUGAUCAAUGCAGGAGUCCUGUAUCUCUACUUCAGCAACUACCUACAGAUAGAUGAGGAAGAAUAUGGUGGCACAUGGGAGCUCACAAAAGAGGGCUUUAUGACCUCUUUUGCCUUGUUCAUGGUUAUCUGGAUCAUUUUUUACACUGCCAUCCACUAUGACUGAUGGUUACAGACCCCACCUGCUCUCUGUCCGGUCCAAAGGACCGUCAUAGUUACAGCACAGAAACAUGAUUGUAGGGACACCCCAGUCACAUGGAAACUGGAAGACCUGUGUUUCCUGGACCGAGAAUCAGUGUGUUGGGCAUCAGUGUUUUCUG